Molecule: messenger RNA, 129 nt
Organism: Dictyostelium discoideum AX4
Lineage: Eukaryota; Evosea; Eumycetozoa; Dictyosteliales; Dictyosteliaceae
Exons: 2
Coding region: 1-129 (42 amino acids)
Source: RefSeq, a predicted model, not a curated record
AUGGAAAUUGUAACAGAAAAAGAUUUAAAGAAUAUUGAAGAACAAUUAAAGAGUGUUGUUAGAGAUCAAGAUCGUUUUAGAUUAAUUAAAGCAAAUGCUAACUCUUUUAUUUCUCAAGUGAACAAAUAA